This is a messenger RNA of Papaver somniferum (opium poppy), 1608 nucleotides long. RefSeq lists its product as uncharacterized. Lineage: Eukaryota; Viridiplantae; Streptophyta; Magnoliopsida; Ranunculales; Papaveraceae. Gene Ontology annotation, molecular function: malonate-semialdehyde dehydrogenase (acetylating, [NAD(P)+]) activity; methylmalonate-semialdehyde dehydrogenase (acylating, NAD+) activity. Gene Ontology annotation, biological process: L-valine catabolic process; thymine catabolic process. The record is from RefSeq and is a predicted model, not a curated record. The coding region runs from base 1 to 1608 and encodes 535 amino acids. Gene Ontology annotation, cellular component: mitochondrion. The transcript has 3 exons.
AUGGUUAUGCAAUGUGAAAGAAGCCGCAAAUUUUCUGAUCAUAGAAGCAAAACUUAUAUGCCCAAGACAACGGCAAAGAGGAAAAGAAAGCGUGGUACCAUUAAAUGUGACUGUCCAUUUAAGAUAAAUAGUAGUUCCAACAAGGAUGGAAAAUGGGUUGUUCGGGUGAAAUGUGGUUAUCAUAAUCACUCUUUGCCAAAUGCACUUACGGGACACUCAUACCCAGGUAGAUUGAACGAAGAAGAAAUGGUGCUUGUUGAAGAUUUAACUAAAGCAGGUGUUAACCCUCGUGGUAUUCUCACAUUACUGAAAGAAAAAUUUCCGAAUAAUCAUUCGACUAUGAGAACAAUUUACAACGCCAGGGCAAAGCUUAACCUUAUCGCUUGUCAAGGAAGGAAUGUAAUGCAACAAUUCAUGUUGUUGUCUCAAGAACGACAUUACACAGUGGAAUAUAGCUAUGAUGAGGAAACCAACGAGACCAAUAGGUACAAGUUACCCCUUCUUCAUAUGGUUUCUCAUACAUCAACCGGAGCGACAUUCACAGUUGCAGUUGCCUUUUUGAAUAGAGAACAAGAAGAAAAUUACGCAUGGGAAUUAGAGUGCGUAAAAUGUCUGUAUAGAGAAAAUGAGAUACCUUCUGUCUUUGUGACCGACAGAGAAAUUGCUUUGAUAAACGCAGUUGAACGUGUUUUUCCACAUGGGACUCAUCUUUUAUGUACAUGGCAUAUUGGAAAGGCAGUACUUUCACAAGCCCAAAAACAUUAUAAGAUUAAAUCAGCUCUUGAAGAAAAGGAAGAAAUGACAAUCAACCACAAGGACGACAAUUCAAGUAUCGUUAAAAGCAAGACAAAGAAAGAGAUUCUCCAAGAAAAACAGGAAAAAAGACAAAUUAUGUUGGAUACAUUUAUCGAUGAUUGGCAUAGCAUUACGUGGGCGCAGACCAGGAAAGAUUAUGAAGAAGCAUGUAAGAAAUUCAUCGUUCAGUGGGAGCCUGAGUAUAAGGGCCUGGUUGAUUAUGUCACAACAACUUGGUUAAAACCGUACAAAGAGAAAUUUGUUUAUGCUUGGACGAAUGAAGUAAAACACUUCGACAACGUCGCAACGAGUAGAGUUGAGAGUGCACAUCAUAAGUUGAAGUUGUAUCUAGGUUCUUCUGGUGGUACAUUUCUUAGUUGUUGGAUAAAGGGUCAUAUAAAACACGAGAAUGAAUUUGUGGGAGUCGUGGAAAAUUUUGAAAAGAGCGCAACACAAACAAUGCAUGAGCAUAUGGAGUACCCAAUGUUAAAAGAAAUUCAAAACUUUGUGUCUCACAAAGCAAUUAGUUAUCUAAUUGAUGAGUUUAGGUCAGCUGAGUUGGUUAAAAAUGGAUUUCCAUGUGACCAUGUCAAGCGGAAAACACUAGGAAUUCCUUGUGCUUCAUUUGAAGACUUGCCUGAAAUUCAAGCCCUUCGGGAUACAUGGGAACGUGCUCCAGAUAAUGAACGAGUUAAGAUUCGAGCUGAUAUCAAGCCAAUAGUAUUUCCAGGAACUACUAAUCUCUUGGAGCCAAAAGUGUCAGAAGUGCAAAGAGGUCGGAUGUCCAACAAACAAAGGAUGAUUGAACUAUAA